Molecule: messenger RNA, 8001 nt
Organism: Gavialis gangeticus (Gharial)
Lineage: Eukaryota; Metazoa; Chordata; Crocodylia; Gavialidae
Gene: SOCS5
Product: suppressor of cytokine signaling 5
Exons: 3
Coding region: 241-1851 (536 amino acids)
Biological process (GO): intracellular signal transduction; epidermal growth factor receptor signaling pathway; cell surface receptor signaling pathway via JAK-STAT
Cellular component (GO): phosphatidylinositol 3-kinase complex
Molecular function (GO): 1-phosphatidylinositol-3-kinase regulator activity
Source: RefSeq, a predicted model, not a curated record
CCCCGUUUUUUUUUCUUGAGGGGACCGCGGGGGGAGGCUCGGGGGGCGCACUCCCCCGCCGUCUUAGCCAGGCAGCGGCGGCGAUGCGGGGGCCCCUUGCGCAGCCGGGCUGCGGCUGAGCGGCGCGGAGCGUAAUCAUGUCAUCCACAUCUUGGACAAGGAAUCCAGGAAGUACAUCUUGAGGUAGAGUCUCAAGACAGGACAGAGUGGCUUAUAAACCUUUUUUGGGUAACACAAUCCAUGGAUAAGGUGGGAAAGAUGUGGAACAACUUCAAAUACAGAUGCCAAAAUCUCUUCAGUCAUGAAAGUGGAAACCGAAAUGAUGAUGUAGCUGUGAAAUCCAGUAGAUGUUUAUCUGUUAAGGAUAAAAGUGUCAAUGUACCUGAUUUGGCUCAGCAGCAACCCAGCAGCCCUUUAAGAGAGAAUGUUGCCUUACAAUUAGGGUUAAGUCCUUCAAAGAAUUCAGUUAGACGAAAUCAGAAUUGUGUCACUGAGAUCCCUCAGAUUGUUGAAAUAAGUAUUGAGAAAGAAAAUGAGUUGUGUGUUCCCACAGGAGCUAGACUGGCACGAAGGGACUCUUACUCUCGGCAUGCUCCUUGGGGUGGGAAGAAGAAACAUUCCUGCUCUACAAAAACCCAGAGCUCCUUGGAUAGUGAUAAAAGGUUUGGUAGAACACGCAAUGGCUUGCAAAGGAGGGAGAGAAGAUACGGAGUGAGUUCUAUGCAUGAUAUGGAUAGUGUAUCAAACAGGACAGUAGGUAGCCGUUCCCUGCGGCAGAGACUGCAAGAUACUGUUGGAUUAUGUUUUCCCAUGAGAACUUACAGCAAACAGUGCAAACCCCUAUUUUCUAGUAAAAGGAAAAUCCAUCUCUCUGAACUAAUGCUUGAGAAAUGUCCUUUUCCUGCUGGAUCAGAUCUAGCCCAAAAGUGGCAUCUGAUCAAACAACAUACAGCUCCUGUGAGCCCACAUUCAACGUUUUUUGAUACAUUUGAUCCUUCCUUGGUUUCUACAGAAGAUGAAGAAGAUAGACUGAGAGAGAGACGUAGGCUUAGUAUUGAAGAAGGGGUCGAUCCCCCACCCAAUGCCCAAAUACAUACUUUUGAAGCUACAGCACAGGUUAAUCCAUUGUACAAACUGGGACCAAAGUUAGCCCCUGGUAUGACUGAGCUGACUGGGGACAGCUGUGUGACACCACAGGGAACCUGUGACUCUGAAGAGGACACAACAACCCUCUGUUUGCAGUCACGUAGGCAGAAGCAACGGCAGGUGUCUGGAGAGAGCCAUGGCCAUAUCAGCAGACAAGGGGCUUGGAAAGUGCACACUCAGAUUGAUUACAUACACUGCCUAGUACCAGAUUUACUUCAAAUUACAGGUAACCCAUGUUACUGGGGUGUGAUGGACCGUUACGAGGCCGAGGCACUUCUGGAAGGGAAACCUGAAGGCACUUUUUUGCUCAGGGAUUCUGCACAAGAGGACUACCUCUUCUCUGUGAGCUUCCGUCGUUAUAACCGAUCCCUACAUGCACGUAUUGAGCAGUGGAAUCACAAUUUCAGUUUUGAUGCUCAUGAUCCCUGUGUAUUUCACUCCUCCACUGUUACAGGGCUUUUAGAACACUAUAAAGAUCCUAGCUCUUGUAUGUUUUUUGAACCAUUACUUACUGUAUCCCUGAACAGGACCUUUCCCUUUAGUCUGCAGUAUAUCUGCCGGGCAGUAAUCUGCAGGUGCACUACGUAUGAUGGAAUUGAUGAACUCCCUUUACCGUCAAUGUUGCAAGACUUUCUUAAGGAAUAUCACUAUAAACAAAAAGUCAGGGUGCGAUGGUUGGAACGGGAACCGAUUAAGGCAAAGUAAACAGAAUCCAGAGUCUCCAAUAAGCUUACUAGAACCUGCUUUUUUGUGUGUGUUACAGUUUAACUGCAGCAAGCGCAUCAACAGUGUUUAGCUUUUUUGCAAUACCGUAUUUUAAGCCUAGUGUUAGUAUCCUGUCAGAUGCUGCCUGCUGUUAAUCAAACCAAGUUGUGAUGCCUCUUGAAACAAUAAGCAGACGGAAAGCUGCACGUUUUUUCAUUAAGGCCAAUAUUAAAAUACUUUUGCUAAUUUCUAAAUACAUUUUCCUUUUUUAUAGCUGUAGUAAUUGAGUGAAGCAACUAUGGGGCAUUUUCUAUAAGGCAUCCAAUGUAAUGCUAAUGAACAAAAUGUUUUAUUGAAUGAGCAUUUCCAAUGUGAUCCUGAGGUCUCUUGUUUUUAAAUAACUUUAAAAAAAAUCUAGUCUUUAAGACUAAUCUAUACUGUAUAAAUAAGUUUUCACAUGCCAGGAAAUAAAAAAGUAUUUUCAAGUGUGAUUCAUUAACAGCGGAGCAAUUGGUGGUUUUUUUUUUUAUGCCAACAACCAAAAUUCCCACUUCUGUUAGUGCAUCAGGUUUCCAAAUUAUGAGCACUUAACUAUGUUGAAUCAGUGGUGUAAUUUUAUUUACAACUCUUUCAGUGUUAAAUGGCACUGUUAGCAAGACUAAUAUUAACGUAACCUCCCAAAUUUUAAAAAAAUCUUGAAUCCAAAGCUAGUUUAAAUUGGACUAUUGCUAUUGUAAAUUAAGCAGUUUAUAAUUUUUGACAAAAUAUAAGAAUUAGUUACCCAACAAAAAGUUCUAAUUUAUGAUGGAAGAUUAUGUUGAAAGAGGUAAAUGAUUAAUGUUUAAUGAAAACUGUAUUUAAUACUGUUUAUAGAGAAAUGCAUCAUAGCUGAAUAAUUGAAUUAAAACUUAUUCAUGCAAGUUUAAAAAAAAAAAACUUAGACAAAUAAAUCAAUUUUCAAAGGUACUGUUACUUAGAAAUACUAUAACAUUUUUCCAUUAGCACUUUCUGUAAUAUUUAAUAUUGUACACUGAUACUAUUUCAGCAGUCUACCUGGGGAAAAAAUCUAAUUUCUUUUUGCGUAUUUAAUGUUGGACAGAACUUAAACUGUACUGUCAGACAUUUUUUGCACUAAAAUUUUAUUGCUAUAUGCAGUACCCUGUUUUUAUAUUUUAUACCAGUUGUGAGCUCCCUAGUUUCUUUACCAGUUACUACAGUAUGUUACUUACUUCUCUAUGGCAGUGAUUAUGUGAGGUAGGGAAUCUUUUGGCUGCAGAUACAAGAAUAAUAACUUCUUGUAUGCAACACUAACCCUUCUAUUGAUGUAUUUUUCUGCUUGCUGUGCCUUGUUCUGCCUUUUUGUGCUAAUAAAGUACAGUAUGUUCAGUGUUAUACUUGUAUAUCUGCUCUGUUUUUAUAUAUUUGCAUAACUUGUAGCAGUUAACUGAAUUUUUAAUAGGCUUUUCCUAGUAAUUAGUAUAGUUACUGCACAAAUUCUGUGCAGUUAAGUAUUGGUUUGUCAGAGCACAAUAUCUCUGACUCUUAAAUGUUACAUUUUUUAUGAGAACCCAAACAGUGUACACUGUUGAAUAAUGUUUUGAUGGUCACUGCAAAAUAAUUGUAUGUCAUGAAAUUUAAGCAGUUUGAAGUAUUUACAACAUAAAAAAAUAAAUGGCAGAAAAACAGGUAAAGUUUUUAAAGAUACUUCUAGUCCCCUGUAGAGGUUGCUGAUGAUGUUUCAACCUGUAGAACUGAUUUACUAGAUUAAAUCAAUAUUUUGAUAUUCUCUGCUAUAUCAGGAGUAGUUCUUAGGCUGUGUAAAUUGGCAGUGUAGCAACAUCAUUUGUUAAGACCUCUUUUAAUAAGCACACACACAUCUAAAAUCCCCAAAUCUUGUGUUUUUUAACCAAAGAAUCCUGUCAAUUUUAUGUCCCUUUUUAGAUCAAAGGGUGGAGGGAUAUGAUUUUUGUUUCAUCAAAUAAUUAUCCCGAACUAAGGUUAAACCAAAGUAUUUGAGAAUUUCAUCUAAAUUUGUUUAACACUGUAUAUGAUUAUACUGGUAGAAGAUAAAUAUUGUGGAUCAGUAAUAGGUCAUCAGUUUUUUUCUUGAAUUCACAGUGCACCUGAAAAGACAAGUAAAAUUAAAUUAAUGAUGUAAUGACUGGAAGAGCACUAUACAGGAUCAUAUUGAAUGGGGUUAAUUUGAAACACCCAGAAAGCACUUUAAAAUGCGUAUGAUGCUUGUGGAAACUUGGUGAUCCUGUUUUGCAUUUUUUUGUAGUAACUGAUACGCUUUUUUGUGUUAUGAAAUAUUUCAACUGUUAAAAUGAACGUUUGUUUAGAACAUGUAUAUACUUCUCACUAAGUUUUAUGUAAGCAUGUGUACCAAUGUGCUAAUAGUCACUUAAGUUCUGAGUAAUGUGUGUGUGUCAUUGAAUAUGAAACUUCUCGUUUAAAAUCUGCGCUAAGCCUAGCUGCUUACAUUUAAAAAAAAAAAAAAAAAAUCACCAGCAUGAAAUUGCACCCAAGUGUACCUUCACUGUCUCCUUCUCUGUAUUCCCUCAGUUGGAUUCAGAUUCCGGAUGUGUUUAUUUCAUGGCUGCUUCUUAGUAGUGAUACUCUGAAGUCAGUUCCUACCCAAAUUUUGCCACAGCAGAGGGGAUCUGGGACUUGGGGGCUGGACAUUUUAGGUCUACUGCAGGCUUUAGACAGAGAAACCAGCUUAUCAGAUUUUAGCUGUAGCCAUACCCACAUGUUCAAGAGUAUGCUCCUUUUAACUUGGUGCCAACUUGUGGGUUUUAAAAACCUAGUAUUGGAAAGCUUGCUUGUGUAUUUUUUUUGUAAGCUGUUGUUUUGGUCUAAUAUGGAAAUAAUUCUUUGCCCCCUUUAAAUUUGAAACCGUAUAAAAAAGAAACUAUCUCAACUCAGUUUUUUACCUCACAGGAAAUAUCUUUAGGAAAAUAGUCUGCUCAAGUUCUUCAAACACAGUUUUUAAAAUCGGCAUGUAUUAUGACUGCUCUAAAAAUAUUUUUUUCCAGAUUUUUUCAUUAACCCUUGAGUUCCUUUAUUCUCAGCUUUAAAGGAACAAAGCUUUUGAGGUACUGAAUGCUACAAAAUUAGGUUGACACAAGAUGACCUAAAGGAUAAAGUUCCUGCUUUAUACUUUGUCAUCUUAUAUUGUGUCUGUAUGAAAACUUCACUCUUCAAAAGUAGGGCACAAAUGACCUGUGACACUGAAGAGUAUGUCUCUGGUUUAAAAUAUGCUGGCAUAAUUUAAAAGUGUCCUGAUUACUGGGCAGAUAUGUACUUGGGGUUGGGGAGGUUCUGCAAUAUGAGUGGGUAAUAUUUGCUAAGCAUCAUUGCAGUCAGAGUUUUAGGAGUACAGAACACAAUCUUAUGAAGACCCCCAUAACUCCUAUUCUCUGCCUUGGAAUAAAACUUGUUUUAAUUCCUCCCACAUCUAAGGCUCCAUACAAGUUUGAGUGAAUUUGUUUAUAUCAAUCCUCCUAAAAAUAUUCUUAUUAAAGUUUCUGUGACACUUCAGAGGUCCAAAGCUCUUCCUGCAUCAAAGUGAAACUCCCCCUCCACAACUUUUUCUCUUUUUCAACAACAACAAAAAAAAGUUGUAAAUUAUGAAGGCAAGGUCUGUGGUAAACUUGCUGCCCCUGAGAGUAAAUUGGAAGCAGUGUAGCUGUUACCAUACAGGUAGACUAGUUAGCUUGGGGAUGGGCUGAUUGGCCCUGUUGCCCAGCAGUAGUAAUCUAGGUCACCUGAAGUACUUUCACUGCUUCCACAGAUGGGAGGCAGCGUACAGAGAGCAAGGGACAUGCUUUGAGACCGGUGUUGGCAAGGAUGUUAAGUUUCCUGUGUAGACAAUAGCAAGGGUCAUUUCUGUCACAGAUCUGCAUUGAACUGCUAGAUAUUUGAAAAGGGUCACUACCCUUGUUGUGCUAUUUUACCUAUUUGCAUAUUUUUGUUAGUGUUCCCUUCAGUUAAUGGGACUGAAUUAAAACACACUUGAAUAUUCUUUGUGUUUCUGUUGGGGAGGGGGAAAAUAAAUACUUAACCAAUGUGUUUUUUAUUUUGCACUUCUGCUCCUCUCCAAUGCCACUUUAAUUUUCAAAUGAUUUCUUACAAUAAUGUGCUACAAAAUCUAGCAUUUGUUUCCUCUGGUAGUCAUAGCUGUCUUACUGAAAGCCAAAUAAUAGAUCCAGAGACUGAAUGUGGUUAGAGUACACAAUGGGUAAAUAAUGUCAAAGACAACUUGCAAGGCAGUGUUAGAUGCUUCUGACUUUAGUCUUGGAGGCUUACUUGUAUGUUAUCUUUGUUUGGUACCAGCAGUUGAAAACAGCACUAGACUUCCUCCUGACCUUCUUAUAUUCCAUUACUUGAUUAAAUCAAUAUUUAACUGAGUCUGCACCUGUUGGGAACAAGAAAAAAAGCUGAAUGUAUUUUAAUGAGCCAAAAAUAUUUUGGUGCUUUAGUCUCCGCAUUAAACUGACUUGCUACUAAGGAUUUACUGAACGCUUAGUAGCCGUAACAAAUAUUAAGAUUGCAUAUAGGGUAUCAAUCCUGCAAAGAGCUGGGCAACCAUAAAAGAUGCUGAGCACCUUGCAAGGUUGAAACUCAAAUGAGCAUUCUUAGGUGAUCUUAUUAAGCUCAACUGCAACACAGUAUUAAUGCAACUGUAUUUAUUUUUGGAACCAUAAUUAGUAACUAUUUCAAAUGUGUGCAGGUCUCCCAUAAUCACAGUACUGAGGUUUCCAUGACUGCAUAUGCUUUAAAUUAUAAUAUUUCUGUGUUCCAAUUUAGAACACUCAAAUUUUAAGUUACAAAAAUGUCUCUUUUUGGCUUGAACUUUGAUUGAGGUUGUCCAUUUCUCUGUAAUCCUUCAUAGGAAAUCUUAUGUUGGUAGGUUUGUAAAAAAAACAAACAAACAAAAAAACCUAUUUAAAGUUUUAUUAAUGAUGGUACCUCCAAAAAGAGCUUAAAAUUUCACAUAUGUAUGCUAAUUAUCUUUUUUAAUCUGUUCCCUAUUUUGUAUGCCUGCAAAAAAAAUUCCAUAAAUAGGAAUAAAUAUUCCUCUUUAUUCUUGUUGUCAUUCCCCUGAUUUCAAGCAUUGACCACUUGGAAGGGAGAGGAGGGGCAGAGGGCAUCAGUUUUCUCAAGUUGCAGUUAUGUGCUGUAGAUAAUCACAUUUUUGUUAUGGCCAAGCAUCUCUCAAUCAGUCCACGUGUCUUCUGUCCAUGACUACUAGAGAAACCUAAAUAAAUUAGAAAAUCCAUUUCACUACAGUUUGACUGUAGCCCAGUAAACAAAAUCACUUUACGUUUCAAAUCUUACAAAGCUGAGAGAAACUGUAGGGACACUUGAAAAAAUGUGAUGUAUUGCAAUAAAUGCUAUGGCUUUUUCAUAAUUGCAGGGAUAUACAGAGAACUUGUCACUUUUUCGUGUCCAUCACAUAAGGUUACCUUCAAAUGCCUUACCUAGUUUGGUGCAGUUUCUCACUUUUAAGUUAUAAUGAAUAUUUAGAAUUCUGCUGUGAUAGCUUUAAAAGAAACUAAGUCGAUGUUAUGUUGUCAUGGAAACGUGAGAGUAUAUGAAAUUUUCUUUUGUGGAAAAUUAAAGGGUUAUUGUCAGGUUACAAUUGCAUACUUUCGAACAAGUCUCCUCUCCUGUUUUAAGAUUUGGGGAUAUUAGAACCUUAUGUGAAAAUCUAAUUUUAUGCUUUUAAAAAUUUUUAGAGUUCAUCAAAUUUUCAAUUGCAAAUUAACUGGUCGCUUUCACUCCAAUUCCUUAAAUUGCACACUACUUUGAUUUCUGUUAAUUAAAAAAAAUCACCUUGAAAUGUAAGUACUUAAAUAUUUCCAUUGUUUCCAAUUUUGUAAAACAUUUUCACAAAACUUAACAUUUUGGGUCUGUUAACCUGACAAUUACACUUUAAGGUUAUAAGUAUCCAACACAUUUUAUUUCUGUAUAUAUGUUUUUCCUCUGUUUUUAAGCUAAAUACAUGUUCACUUUGAGCUUAUAUAACAAUAUGAUAAUUACAAAACUAGCUUCUUAAGGUCAACACACUUUCUUGGUAUAAGCUGAAAAUCUUGGUGCGUCAUACUUUUUGUCUUAAAUACAAUAAAUAUAUAAUUGUAUACA